AGUACGCGAGGAGUACUCCACCUAUCCUUUUGCCGUCUCUCUCUCUCCCUUUUUUCUUAUUUUAGGUUUAUUUCUCCUCGAUACUCUCUCUCUAGAUUCUCGAUUUUCUCUCUCUAAAUCGAAGCGGGGUCUCGAGUUUUUCUCUCAAUUUAACGGAUCCGGAGAUAUAAUUGGAUCGUUUGGUGGAAGGAAUCGCAGUUAUUUUCGAUUAGGGAAAAAAAAGAAAUUAGGGUUUAGAUUAGCUAAUGGUGAAUUGAAGAAGCUAGGGUUUCUUUUACCGGAUCUAUAUAGAAUCGGUUGAUUAAGCGAAGAAAAAAGUUUGGAUUUUGGGUUUUAUUUCUUGGAAGGAGAGUGGUGGAUUGAUGGUACUCGAGGGGGAAAAUGCAAGGCUAUGCUGCAUGGAAGGGAAGGUGAGGAGAGGAAAAAGGAUCAUCGGCACAUGUGGACAGGUCCCACACGUGGUAAUUCUGCUGUAGCUGGUGAUGAUGUUUCUAAUUCGUUUUUCAAGGAUGGACGCAAGAUCAGUGUUGGAGACUGUGCUUUGUUCAAACCACCCCAGGACUCCCCGCCAUUCAUUGGAAUAAUUCGUUGGCUGACUAACGGUAAAGAGAACAAGUUAAAGUUAGGUGUAAAUUGGCUUUAUCGACCUGCUGAAGUAAAGCUUGGCAAAGGCAUCCUUUUGGAAGCUGUGCCAAACGAAAUAUUCUAUUCCUUUCAUAAGGAUGAAAUUCCUGCUGCAUCAUUACUCCAUCCGUGUAAAGUUGCGUUCCUUCCCAAAGGUGUUGAACUUCCAUCAGGGAUUUGCUCAUUUGUGUGCCGGCGAGUUUAUGACGUUACGAACAAGUGUUUAUGGUGGCUAACUGAUCAGGAUUAUAUUAAUGAACGUCAAGAGGAAGUAGAUCACUUAUUGGAUAAGACACGCUUAGAAAUGCAUGUAACAGUGCAACCAGGUGGACGCUCUCCAAAGCCAGUGAAUGGACCAACAUCAACAUCUCAGUUAAAACCUGUUUCAGAUAGUGUACAGAAUAGUGUUUCAUCCUUUUCUUCUUAUGGUAAGGGAAAGAAAAGAGAACGGGGCGAUCAGGGCUCUGAGCCUGUGAAACGAGAGCGCUUUACAAAAAUGGAUGAUGGGGAUUCUGGCCAUAGUAGACCAGAAAGCAUGUGGAAAUCUGAGGUUUCUAAAUUUACAGAAAAAGGAGGACUUGUGGAUUCUGAAGGGGUUGAGAAAUUGGUGCAUAUAAUGCUCCCUGAGAGAAAUGAGAAAAAAAUAGACUUGGUUGGUCGGUCAAUUCUUGCUGGUGUGGUAGCAGCCACUGAUAAGUUUGAAUGCCUAAAUCAGUUUGUGCAGCUUAGAGGCUUGCCGGUGUUUGAUGAAUGGCUGCAGGAGGUCCAUAAAGGGAAGAUUGGUGAUGGUAGCCCCAAGGAUGGUGAUAAAUCAGUUGAGGAAUUUCUGGUAGUUUUACUUCAGGCACUCGAUAAGCUCCCUGUAAAUCUUCAUGCUCUGCAAAUGUGUAAUAUUGGCAAAUCUGUGAAUCUUCUGCGCACCCAUAAGAACUUGGAAAUACAGAAGAAAGCGAGGAGCUUAGUUGACACAUGGAAGAAACGUGUUGAGGCGGAAAUGGAUGCAAAUGCAAAGUCUGCCUCUAACCAAGGUGUCCCAUGGCCUGCUAGAUCACGUCUUUCUGAAGCUCCUCAUGGUGGGAACAGACAAUCUGGUGUAUCCUCUGAGGUUGCAAUGAAGAGCUCAGUUGUGCAACUCUCUGCUUCGAAAACUGGUUCAGUCAAGGCUGUACAGGGGGAUACUGUUACCAAGUCCGCAUCAACAUCCCCUGGACCCGUAAGAUCGACAACUUCACCUGGAUCAGUGGGUAAUAACUCAAAGGAAGCACAACCCCGAAACACUGGUGCGAGUGCUGCCUCCGAUCCAUCUCCAACAGUAGCAAGGGAUGAGAAAAGCAGCAGUUCUAGCCCGUCCCACAACAAUAGUCAAUCCUGUUCCAGUGACCAUGCCAAAACUGGGGGGUUUUCUGGAAAGGAGGAUGCAAGGAGCUCGACUGCUGGUUCAAUGACGGCAAGUAAGAUCAUUGUUGGUUCUUUGCGGCAUCGUAAAUCAGUCAAUGGCUUUCAAGGCCAAGCUCUAUCUGGUGUCCAAAAGGAAACUGGGUCGAGCAGAAAUUCUUCUUUGCACAGAAAUUCAGGUUCAGAAAAAUUGUCACAUUCCAGUUUGACAUGUGAGAAGGCACUUGAUGUUCCCAUGACAGAGGGGAAUGGCCAUAAAUUUAUUGUUAAAAUUCCCAAUAGAGGUCGCAGUCCGGCACAAAGUUCCAGUGGAGGAACUUUCGAAGACGCAUCAGUCAUGAAUAGCAGAGCUUCUUCUCCUGUGAUUUCGGAGAGGCAUGACCAGUUUGAUCAUAAUUUGAAGGAAAAAAAUGAUUCAUAUCGAGCUAAUAUUACAUCUGAUGUUAAGACCGAGUCGUGGCAAAGCAAUGAUUUCAAAGAGGUGCUUACCGGAUCAGAUGAGGGAGUUGGGUCGCCUGCCACUGUUCCUGAUGAAGAGCAUGGUCGGAUAGGUGAUGAUGGUAGAAAAUCAGGUGAAGUCUCAAAAGCUACACCUACUUCAACUGUGUGUGAACAUAAAUUGGGGAAGUUGAAUGAUGCUUCUUUCAGCUCCAUGAAUGCUUUGAUUGAAAGUUGUGCAAAGUACUCUGAAGGAAAUGCAUCAAUGUCAGUUGGUGAUGAUGUUGGUAUGAAUCUCCUUGCUAGUGUAGCUGCUGGGGAGAUGUCCAAGUCUGAUAUGGUUUCACCGACAGGUUCUCCAAGGACAAACAUGCCUAUCGAGCAUCCCUGUGUGCCAAGUGGUUUGAGAGCAAAAUCAUCUCCAUGUGAUGAUCCUGCUCAAAGCCAAGGUAAGCCUGUUGAUGGUGUUGAUUAUGAAGAUGAGAAGCGGGGUAUUACUGAUGGUACUUCACUGUCCAAGAACACAGAGGCUAAAACAGUUCUGUUUUCGCAAGAAAAAAGCACAGGGGAGCUCAGUGGACCUCCUAAUUCUUCCCAUGUGGAUGUGCAGCAAACUGCCAAACCAUGCCUAGAAAGUUAUUUGAAAUCAGAGGAAACAUUAGUAGCUGCUGUGUCCUCUGCUAGCACAGCAGUGAAAACAUCAAAUUGUGGGGGCAAAGAACCGUGGGAGAAAGAGGAUGGUGGCAGAUCAAAUGUAGGUGGCAUAUCUGAUGACAAAGAAAAGUUGCAUGGUUCUUCUGUCUUUAAUGAUAUCAACAAUACAGGAGUGCAAGUUGCGAUUGAAGCAAUGGAAGGAUCAUCAUCAAACCAUCGUGUAGAGUUUGAUGCUGAGAACAAGAAAAAUAUAAAUAAAGAGCUGAACAUUUCUAUUAAGGCAGAGCCAGCACCACCUGCUAUUAUGCUGUCUGAUUUUGCAAAAGGAACAAUUAAUGAAGUGCUCCAACCUUCUAGUUCUGGCAAGGAUAUGGAUUCUGAAAACUUGCAUGAGGUGAAGGCUGGUGAAACUGAUGGCAGGGGUCAUUCUACUGAGAAAAAUAAAAUUGAAAAUGAAAGUAAUACAGCAUCAGCUGCCACUGAUCAUGAAGGUGAGUGCAAAGUGGAGAGCCUGGGAGGUAAUCAGGUCGAUGAGCAAUGUAGUACCAGACCAGCUGCCCACAAGGCAGCACCCAUACUUUUUCAGGCACCAGAACAAAUAGUAAGGUCAACAGAGUCGAAGUUGGCUGGCACUGGAGCUGAUGAAACUGAGGAAUGUACAUCUGAUGCUGCUGAGGCUUCUUCUUUAUCUGCUACAGGGGGAUCGGAUCUGGAAGCAAAAGUUGAAUUUGAUCUGAAUGAAGGCUUUAUUUCUGAUGAUGGGAAAUAUGGGGAGUCGAGUGACUUGAGAGCACCUGGAUGCUCUUCUGCGAUUCAGCUAGUUAGCCCUUUGCCCUUACCUGUUUCUUCUGUGUCUAGUGGGCUUCCUGCUUCCAUUACAGUAGCUGCCGCUGCAAAAGGGCCCUUUGUUCCACCAGAGGAUUUACUUAAGAGUAGACGGGAGCUUGGUUGGAAGGGAUCGGCAGCCACAAGUGCAUUUCGGCCAGCUGAACCUAGAAAAUCUUUGGAGAUUCCAUUAGGUACAGCUAAUAUCUCACUACCUGAUGCAAUGGUUUCCAAGCCUGGUCGCCCCCUGUUAGAUAUUGACUUGAAUGUUCCUGAUGAAAGAAUCCUUGAGGAUUUGGCUUCACGAAGUUCUGCUCAGGAGGCAGUUUCUGUUUCUGACCUUGCAAAGAAUAAUGAUUGUGCACGUGAUGCACUGAUGGGUUCAAUAUCUGUUCGAAGCUCUGGGGGACUUGAUCUUGAUUUGAAUAGAGCAGAUGAAGCUAGUGAUAUUGGCAAUCACUUAACAAGCAUUGGCCGGAGGCUGGAUGCCCCACUACAUCCCGCCAAAUCAUCUGGUGGUUUUCUAAACGGAAAGGUUGGUGGUUGCUGGGACUUUGAUUUGAAUGAUGGCCCUCUUGUCGAUGAGGUGAGUGCCGAACCAUCACAACUUGGGCGGCAUGCCCAAAACGUUGUGCCAUCCCAACCAUCCAUUUCUAGCCUUCGAAUGAACAGUACAGAAAUGGGAAACUUCCCGUCCUGGUUUCCUCAAGGGAAUCCGUAUCCUGCUGUCACAAUCCAAUCUAUCUUGCAUGAUAGAGGAGAGCAGCCUUUCCCUAUAGUUGCAACUGGUGGGCCUCAACGGAUCUUGGCUUCCUCUACUGGCAGCAACCCAUUUAAUCCUGAUGUCUACAGGGGAGCAGUGUUGUCGUCCUCUCCAGCAGUGCCAUUUCCAUCUACUCCUUUUCAGUAUCCUGUCUUUCCUUUUGGGACCAGCUUCCCUCUUCCCUCAGCUACAUUUUCAGGUGGUUCAGCAUCGUAUGUGGAUUCAUCAUCUGGUGGGAGGCUUUGCUUUCCCACAGUACCUUCUCAAGUAGUAGCGCAAGUUGGUGUGGUCUCAUCCCAUUAUCCAAGGCCUUAUGCUGUUAACCUCCCAGACAGUAACAAUAAUGGUGCUGUGGAGAGCAGUAGGAAAUGGGUAAGGCAGGGUCUAGAUCUCAAUUCCGGGCCUCUAGGUGCAGAUAUUGAAGGUAGAAAUGAGACCUCAGCUCUUGCAUCGAGGCAGCUGUCUGUUGCCAGUUCACAAGCCCAUGCAGAGGAGCUAUCGAGGAUGUAUCAGGCGACCAGUGGAGGUUUUCUUAAGAGGAAGGAACCAGAGGGUGGAUGGGAUGGUUAUAAGCAAUCCUCCUGGCAGAAGGGAUGAAUAAUGACACAAUGCAGUGAUCCACCUUUCUCCUGGUUGGAUGUUGGCUAACUCCAAAAGAUCGGCUAACUUGUGAUCUCAAGGAUGGGUGGUAAGUGAGUUAUUUGAUGUUCAAUCUCCAACCACCACCCUGUCGAUGUACCGUUGUACCUUAAAAAAGGAAUCUUUCCAGGGUCAUUAAGUGUUAUAUUCUUGAAUUUGUACUGGGUGGCUCAGUUCACCGUCCCCUUUGUAGAUAUUUUAACCAAUGGAAAACUUGCAUUCUGUGA
Molecule: messenger RNA, 5565 nt
Organism: Populus nigra (black poplar)
Lineage: Eukaryota; Viridiplantae; Streptophyta; Magnoliopsida; Malpighiales; Salicaceae
Exons: 4
Coding region: 392-5296 (1634 amino acids)
Cellular component (GO): nucleus
Molecular function (GO): chromatin binding
Source: RefSeq, a predicted model, not a curated record